Arvicanthis niloticus (Nile rat) is the source of this 2887-nucleotide messenger RNA. Lineage: Eukaryota; Metazoa; Chordata; Mammalia; Rodentia; Muridae. The record is from RefSeq and is a predicted model, not a curated record.
GUCAACCCCGAAAAGACGGGAAGGAAGGAGAAAGCGGUUGGCCGAGGCGCUAGCUGGCGGAGCUGGCUCGGAGUCAAUCGAGGAGGCGGCGCUAGAGCAUCCGGCCCCACCCCUUAAAGUGCCCUGGGCGGCCACGCAGGUCCUGCUGUAAGCGAGCUGUAGCCUGCGGGCUGUAUUCCUUCUCACUGCUGAAGCGGAGAUGAAGGGCAGCCGCCGAACCACACACACCGUCUUUGGCGUGCAGACACCCGGGGCACGCAGAGGAGCCAGCGACCCUGCGCGCCCAGACCCUUCGCUGUGGGCUGUCCAGCCAAAGAGGAAGCGGAGAAGUGUGUUUGUCCCGGACUAGCUAGCCCCCUGACUACACGCGACACCUCUCCCGGACCCAGCUAGCGAGCUCCCACGCCGCUGAUCCGCCCCCUGUGAACGCGGCGCAAGGGCCGGGCCAGGGAAUGCAGCUAGGGUGAUCUGGCUGCACGGAGCUCAGAACCUAGUCCAGCGUAACAGAACCCCGCACUCAUCUGCAUGCUGCUUUGCAUCUCAUUUACAUAGUAAGCUUUGGGUCCACGCCAGCAGGUUCCCCACCCCUACGCAGACCCUGACGGAACCUCUCUGCACUCCUAAAGCCUUACAGUUCUGUCAGUGUCCCUGCCAGGCCCAUCUUGCUCCACAAGUUUUUUUUCACCCAUAAACAUCCCCCACCCAGCACUAGUUAAAAACCCUUCUGCGCAUCCCGGAUCCGACCACCCGGUUCUCCAGAAGACAAUACUCCAAUUCUCGGGGAAGUGGAAGAAACCAAGUUGGACCAGCGGGUGCUUUGGGACCCCACUGGGGCUUUGAAAACGUCAAGAUGUUAAUUAAUCUCCUCAGCAUUCAGAGACUUUCGUCUUAGUGUUGGUGGACAUCACAAAACUCUUCAUUGCUAUGGUUAGGGGGCGUCCCUCGUCCUAGAUUAGAAAAGUGGGUAGCCUGGGUUCCCCCAUAGACAGAGGUAAAGAUUGAGGGGGCCCGCCCCAUGAUGUCAUCUCCCCCCCCAUACAUACUCCCUGUCUCCUUCCCCCACAAACACCCCCACCCCCAAGCUAAAUGCGUUUAGCUCACAGAGUUUAGGCUCCGACUUGCCUGAGUUUAGGGAGCAACGAACACAGUGGCCCAAAGGGGUGCCUGCGGCCAACGGUCACCCCUACGCCUAGGACCUCUAGGCUGGAAUGAAGCUGGAGAUCUAGGGAAGCAAUUCCACCCCUUUGCUCGCUCUCCUCAAUCCUGCAGGGUGGUUUACCAUCCCCUGCCAGAUAGCUAUGGAUGGAUGAAAGAUUACUCUAACCUUCCACUCCAUGCCCAUCUUCUCUUCCACCAUGGAGAAAGCUUUGUUGCCUCUGACUGUAACAUCUUACCCAAGGCCCUUUAAUCAGCAACUCCCAGAACCUCCAGAACCGAGAUGUGUCUUGGAGCCCCAGGGCAGCCCUGAGCUGGCCCCUGCCCUUGUGUGUGCCCUCUGCUGCUGCUUUGGAGUCAUCUACUGCUGCUUUGGCUACCGCUGCUUCAAGGCAGUGAUGUUUCUCUCCGGUCUGCUGUCAGGAGCUCUGGUGAUCUUCCUACUGUGCCAUAAGGAACGGGUGCUGGAGACACAGUUGAGCCUGGAGGUGAGCGUGGGCAUCGCCCUAGGCAUUGGACUCCUCUGCGGCCUGGUCACCAUGCUGGUUCGAAGUGUUGGGCUCUUUCUGACUGGUCUCCUGCUAGGUCUGACCCUGGGUGCUGGAACCUUAUUGGGCACUGAACCCAUCUACCAGCCCCGCUCAGCUUGGGUGCCAGUCAGCGGACUGAUGGGGCUGGCACUGCUGGGAGCCCUGCUCACACUUCGGUGGCCACGCCCAUUCACAGUUCUAGGCACAGCACUGCUAGGUGCUGCAGUGCUGGUUGCCUGUGCUGACUACUUCUUGGAAGGACUGGCACUGGGCACUCGGCUUGGUGAACGCCUGCAGGCACUUCCAGAGUUGCUUCCUCUCUGCUGGUAUAACUGGGUCUUGCUGGGGACCUGGCCAAUCUUGGGGGCUCUUGGGACACUGGCCCAGUGGAAACUCAUGGCUGAGGAACGUGGAAGCCACACCAAUGUGAUCUUGAGCCACCACCAAAGGCAUCUCCAGCUCCUUCGGAUCCAUCAGCAAGAGGCUAAAAGGCAUCGGAACCCUUCUGGGACUGGACUGUGUGGAAGCAGCUAUCAGAAUCGGCUUCCGCCUAAUAUCCAGAGUCCUGCUCACAGUCCAGCUCCAAGUUAUCUCCAGAGUCUCCGUGAGUGUGAGCUGGUCCCAAGCACCCAGGCUGCAGGCCCCCACACUACCCUGGACCUGGAUUCUGACUGCAGCUCCACUGUCCUCCUUAGCACACCCCACUCUGACCAGACCUGAGCCCAACCUCCAGUGACACUGAUACCCCUGACCCUAUACUCUUGAAUCCUGCUACCUCGGUGGGGAGCUCCAUCUUCCAUGGUGCUUUCCCCUCUCUCCUCAAUGGAGGAAGACCGCAGCAUCUGCCUCAGCUCCCUCUCCAAAUGGCUCCUUGCCCUUUUUCUCAGAGGAGCCUGGUCUUUGGGGCUGUAUGGUAGCCAAGUGCCUUCUGGGAAGUAGCUUUCCUCCUAAAGCAGCAUUCGGGCCCAGCCGCCAACCGUUCUAACUCCCUCCUCGGACUCUCCUGACCAAGAUCUAUUUCCUGGUUUCCCAGACAUAUUAAAGAAAAUAUAUCUUUCCCCUGAGCAGCAAAUCUGUAAUGUGAGGGAGGAGGAACAAGGGAAUUCAGGAAUAAAAUGGCAUUGAAAAUUCAACUGAGGAGCUGGGCUUCUACUAUUGCUGCUUUUUACUUUGUUUGCACCACAAAACAGAGCUAAUCUGCC